AUGGCUGCUGCUAUCGCGAGUGGGCUGAUCAGACAGAAGAGGCAGGCGCGGGAGCAGCAGUUGGAACGGCCCGCGACCAACCGACGGAGGAAGAGCCCCAACAAGAACAAGGGGCUCUGCAAUGGGAACCUGGUCGACAUCUUCUCUAAAGUGCGCAUCUUCGGCCUCAGGAAGCGGCGACUACGGAGACAAGAUCCCCAGCUCAAGGGUAUAGUGACCAGGUUAUAUUGCAGGCAGGGAUACUACUUGCAAAUGAAUCCCGAUGGCUCUCUUGAUGGGACCAAGGAUGACAGCAGUAAUUCCUCUUUGUUCAACCUUAUUCCUGUGGGCCUCAGAGUUGUCGCCAUUCAGUCCGUGAAGACAGGGUUAUACAUCGCCAUGAACGGGGAAGGCCACCUGUACACAUCAGAGCUCUUUACAGCGGAGUGCAAGUUCAAAGAGUCGGUGUUCGAGAACUACUAUGUGAUCUACUCGUCCAUGUUGUACAGACAACAGGAGUCGGGGAGAGCUUGGUUCCUAGGGCUCAACAAAGACGGCCAGGCCAUGAAGGGGAACAGAGUGAAAAAAACUAAACCAGCUGCUCACUUCCUGCCCAAGCCAUUAGAAGUUGCCAUGUACAGAGAGCCAUCGUUGCAUGAUGUUGGAGAGACGGUGCCCAAGGCGGCAGUACCUCCCAGUAAAAGCACAACUGAGCCGGCGGUGAUGAACGGAGGUAAACCUGUGAGCAAGCCCGACAAGCCCGCGACAUAG
Pleuronectes platessa (European plaice) is the source of this 750-nucleotide messenger RNA. RefSeq names its product fibroblast growth factor 14 (gene fgf14). The record is from RefSeq and is a predicted model, not a curated record. Gene Ontology annotation, molecular function: fibroblast growth factor receptor binding; growth factor activity. The transcript has 5 exons. The coding region runs from base 1 to 750 and encodes 249 amino acids. Lineage: Eukaryota; Metazoa; Chordata; Actinopteri; Pleuronectiformes; Pleuronectidae. Gene Ontology annotation, biological process: positive regulation of gene expression; cell differentiation; animal organ morphogenesis. Gene Ontology annotation, cellular component: cytoplasm.